GAUAGGCCGCCACUUGUUUCCUCCUAUACCUGGAUCCCACUGUUCCAUGUGCACGGUAUCGCUUUUUUUAGUUCCUUCUGAAGUUACCAUUUUACCCUCAAAACCAAGAUAGCUUCGCUAUAUAACAAGACAACUUAUCUCUCCUUCAUCUUCCGACACGAUCUAAUAAUCUCUCUUCAGUUUUCGAAAAAGCCUUCUUAAAUCCUUCUAAAGAUUCCUUUAUCUAAGAAUAAAGAAGAAAUUUAACCAAAAGAGAUGUGUUAUCUGAACAAGGUUUGGAUUGCAGCAUCGUUCGUGGCUGCUCAAGGAAACCCCGAUCACGGCGUCAAGUUGAAAACCGGUCUCAGCUCCGCACACCACCUUCAACGCCGGCUUUCCUCCGAUAUCCGCCCUCUCUCCGCCACAGCUGACCCCGUAGAUGGUCCGCGUGUAGAAGAAAGACGGGUUACCUCUUCUUCCACUCCCGAUGAAUCUCUCCGUCAGAUCAUGUACCUCAACUGCUGGAGCCAAGGCUAAUUCUAGUUCCAUGCAAUCCAUCCACGGAUAUUGAUGGUGGCUCGCUCGUGGACCUGCUGGGUCGGAUAAAGCCAGAUGGAUCUUCUAAUGAUAAUUGUAUAUAUGUGAAUAUUAGAAAUGUUCAAAAAAUAUAAAAAGCAAGCGUUCGUUUAUGAGAAACAUCGUCUCUUUUCCAAAUUAUCAUCAACGUUUAAUGAAAUCUUUGAUUACCACUAA
Brassica rapa (field mustard) is the source of this 732-nucleotide messenger RNA. RefSeq lists its product as uncharacterized. NCBI's taxonomy places the organism in Eukaryota, Viridiplantae, Streptophyta, Magnoliopsida, Brassicales, Brassicaceae. The record is from RefSeq and is a predicted model, not a curated record.